GAUGAAUGUCAAGUUGCAUUAGCAAAAAGGAAGAAUAAGAUCCUCUCACACAAAUCAACAUAACUUCUCUAUAUAAGGAGAUCAUGUAGCAACACCUUUACCAAGUGAAACAAGUGUAAGAAUUCUCUGAAACAGAAAGUUUCUUCGACGCUACGCUGAACAAUGGCUGGGUAUGGUUACCAGAGAGGGGGCUACACCACCCGUAACGGGUGGGACACCCGCACAGAUGAUUGGAGCCAAAAAAACUACUCAGGAAAUGCCAAUUCAGAUCAUGUGCACCACCCGGUCAUUGUUGAUGCCCAAGGGAGAGAAAGGCCCAUCUCUGAGAGCUAUGCCACACAAACUGAGAAAAUCAUUGAGUGUGUUCAGGUACCUGUAGUCACUGAGUACAAAUAUAUCUCUCCAACAGAGGUGGAGUCCUUCAAAAAUUAUAGAGUCGAGAACGAUAGAUGGCAGUGGCCAAAGAGUACUCCAGUAGUUCAAGAUCGCCCACAAAAAGUUGAGGUACAUGUUCAAACACCUGCACCCACUGAGUACACAUAUAGCUCUCCAACAAAGGUAGAGCCUUUCAAGGAAUACAGAGUUAACAAUAAUAAUAAAUUGCUCGGUCGCCCACAAAAAGUUGAGGAAUUUGUCACCAAAAUCCAAACUGACGUCAGCCAACCAACUCGGCCUGAUUCGAGCCCAACGUAUUGGCGUGACACCCCCAAUUCCAUAGGCUACAAUGGCAACGCGGGCUAUGGUGGGUACAAAAACUUCAACAAUAGGGAGAAACCUGAUGACUACUACUGCAGCAGAAAUGAUACCUUCACAGACCCAAAUUUGAACAACAGAGAUGGCCAGGAUAGGCCAGAUAGUAAGGGUUGGGCUAUGCAGCCUCCUAGUCCACCACUCUCCAAACCAACAAAUGACAUUGGGACAGCUGUGGAGUUCCUGAAGGGAGCUAUUACUACUUUAACACAGCCACGUUUUGGUAUCCCGGUCUCAGCAAUGCCCAAAAAGGAUCCUUAUACCGAAACAAUUGGCGUAGAAUACCCCCAUCCCCAGAAAGCUGUUAAGCCAGCAACUGUCACUUUUACUGCACCACCACCAUCAAUCGUGCCCCAAAAGGAACCUUAUGGAGAUAUAAUUGACAGCAGGGAGGCCACAAGGCGAUAUGGAAACUCCAACAAUUCAUCAGCAAUGCCGUAUAAGAGAGAAGAAAGUUACACAGGAGUCAUUGACAGUAGAGAGGCCGUCAAAAGGUAUGGUGGAACCUAUGUGUGAUGAUGAGCAUCUACACGUGUUGUAUCCACAAACUGCAACUUGGAUCUCUUUCGAGUUGUCUUUGUGAUGAUCAUACAGGUUUAUAUGGCUCCACCUAGCUACUACAACAGUCUUUUUUCUUUUUGCUUUUUUCUUUUUCUUUUUCUUUUUUCUUUUUUUCUGUUUCCUUUAGUCUACUGUUUUCUGUAACUUUUAUUAGUGGUUGCUUGUGUGGUGAUAUUAGCAGCUAAAAUAAGCUCACAUAGUGAGCAACCAUAAUAAUCAUUGUUAUGUUUGCCCGAGGGUAACUUAUGGCUGCAGUGAAGCAGCAGAUAGGUGUUAAACCUACUUAGUUUGCAACUAGAGAUAUUGAGAAUAACAAUUGCUAUGCACUAGUUUAAUAUAUUGUAUGUGUUUUUAUGAGUGUUGGUUGUAUUUUUUUUAAUCAUUAUAUUUGUUGGGAGAUUGGCGAGCCCAAUGAUUCAAGGCUCAAUAUACAUGUAUCUGAAAUUCAUAUCUACCUAAAUUUUCUAUCGGAUGUG
This is a messenger RNA of Ilex paraguariensis (yerba mate), 1787 nucleotides long. Lineage: Eukaryota; Viridiplantae; Streptophyta; Magnoliopsida; Aquifoliales; Aquifoliaceae. The record is from the annotation of a GenBank genome assembly.